This is a messenger RNA of Cladophialophora immunda, 2194 nucleotides long. RefSeq lists its product as uncharacterized. Gene Ontology annotation, molecular function: flavin adenine dinucleotide binding; heme binding; acyl-CoA dehydrogenase activity. Lineage: Eukaryota; Fungi; Ascomycota; Eurotiomycetes; Chaetothyriales; Herpotrichiellaceae. Bases 155 to 1714 code for a protein of 519 amino acids. The transcript has 5 exons. The record is from RefSeq and is a predicted model, not a curated record.
UAUGAUAUAUUCAACUUCAAGAGUUGCUACCGCUUGCACUCUCGAAGAAGCCCAUUCGAUCUGUGGAGGGAUUUCCUGAUCAUAGCCUUACAAGAUACAUCGCUUGGUCGCCCGCCCUCCUGACUCUCUUCCUCAAAACAGACCAUCCACAGCCAUGGCUCAAAAGACGUCCCAGACAAUACCUAGCAAAUUGCACACCCGAGCAGAGGUCGCAAAGCAUAAUACUGAAGACGACGUGUGGUGUAUCAUCGAUCACAAGGUCUAUGACCUCUCGGAUUUUCUCGACGCCCACCCCGGUGGCAAUGUCGUUCUUCAACAGGUCGCCGGCCAGGACGCCACAACUGCCUUCUACAAUCUCCACCGCCACGAGGUGCUCCAGAAAUACGCCAAUCUCUGCAUCGGCACGGUCGAAGGCGAGAAGCCCGAAGUCAUCGAUCCCAAGCCGGGCGACCUGUCGAAAGUGCCUUAUGCGGAGCCGGUGUGGCUGACUCCCCAAUUCAAGUCCCCCUACUACAACAGUUCUCAUCGCGCCCUGCAAAAGGCCCUGCGGGAGUUCGUGGACCGAGACAUCUACCCCGAAGCCCAAGAAAAGGAACUCGACGGCACCUACAUCUCCCAAGAACUCGUCGACAAGAUGGCCUCGAACGGCCUCCUCGCGAUGCGCCUUGGGCCCGGCAAGCAUCUUUACGGCCGCAAACUGCUCGGUGACGUGAAGGGCGAAGAGUUUGACUAUUUCCAUGACCUGAUUGUCGCACAGGAGCUCUCUCGCGGCAUGGCCAGAGGGUUUCAGGAUGGUAACAUGGCGGGCAUGAUGAUCUCAUUGACUGCCGUGAGGCAAUGGGCGAAUGAUUCCGCAUUGAAGGAUAAAGUCACCGAGGAGUGUUUGAGCGGGAAGAAGUUCAUGUGUCUUGCCAUCACCGAGGCGUUUGCGGGAAGCGAUGUCGCGGGGAUCAGGACAACUGCUACCAAGACUGAGGACGGCAAAUAUUACAUAAUCAACGGGACGAAGAAAUGGAUCACCAACGGCAUGUUCGCAGACUACUUCGUCACGGGAUGUAAAACCGAGAAGGGAUUCAGCGUCAUCCUGAUACCGCGGGACGACAAUGUGGAAACAAAACGCAUCAAGACGUCAUAUUCCACAGCGGCUGCAACUACAUUCAUCCAAUUCGACAAUGUCAAGGUGCCGGUGAAUCAUCUCUUGGGCAAGGAGGACAAUGGCUUCAUCGUCAUCAUGAGCAACUUCAACCACGAGCGCUGGGCGAUGGCGUGCUCGGUGAUCCGCUGGAUGCGCACGAUCGUGGAAGAGUGUCUCAAGUGGACGAACCAGCGAAUCGUGUUUGGAAAGCCGCUGGUGUCGCAGCCCGUGAUCCGGCAGAAGCUCGCCAAGAUGAUCUCGCUCACCGAGGCGUGCCAGUCCUGGCUCGAGAGCAUCACCUACCAGAUGAACCAGAUGGACUAUGCGCAGCAGUCGAAGCUGCUGGGCGGGCCGAUCGGGCUGCUGAAGUCGUACGCGACCCGGUGCGCGCACGACGUCGCCGACGACGCCGUCAACAUCUUUGGCGGCCGGGGCAUCACGCAGACGGGCAUGGGCCGCUUCGUCGAGCAGUUCCACCGCACAUACAAGUUCGACGCCAUCCUGGGCGGGGCCGAGGAGGUCCUGGCCGAUCUCGGCGUGAGGCAGGCCAUCAAGCAGAUGCCCAAGGCUAUGCUGUGAUGUCGGUGUGUGUGGGGGAAGACGGAGGCAUCGACUCCUCACCUGUAGGCACUGUGUGUAAUAGAUCCAAAAAAAGAAGGAGGGGAUAUCACUACCCCCCAGAAUAUCGUAUCUCGUUGUGUUUCUUUUCAUCUCGAUUUCCCAGAUGCCACCUCUGGAAGAUAGCAGAGCGGGCAUGGAAAGCGCUGUGGGGUGGUCGCGCAAGGACGGAGCAUGGAGGCGGGUUUCCGCAUCUGGUCCCAAGCUGCGAGAGUGAAGCUAGAGAAAGAGCGACCGAUGUCCCUGCUCCUCUCCUAGUAUCUGUGCGAAUACCACGUGCACUCCGCACUCUGUGGGCGGUGAGGGAAGGAGAAGAGCGAGGGAGGCAACGGGCGCCUCGCAUGUCGCUUCUAAAGUCGCCAAUCCGCGGGAUUCAAGAUGUAAUAGUACUCGUACAAGAGGGACAUCUAUUUGGUAUUUGCGCAAUUACGUAACAAGUUG